Molecule: messenger RNA, 1174 nt
Organism: Myotis lucifugus (little brown bat)
Lineage: Eukaryota; Metazoa; Chordata; Mammalia; Chiroptera; Vespertilionidae
Gene: DTD2
Product: D-tyrosyl-tRNA deacylase 2 (putative)
Exons: 3
Coding region: 35-541 (168 amino acids)
Biological process (GO): tRNA metabolic process
Cellular component (GO): cytoplasm
Molecular function (GO): D-tyrosyl-tRNA(Tyr) deacylase activity
Source: RefSeq, a predicted model, not a curated record
AGCCUGAACCCGGGGUCGGCACGUGGGCCCCGCCAUGGCUGGGAGCAGCCGGUCGCCGCAGGCCCGGGCGCUCCUGCAGCAGUGCCUGCACGCCCGGCUGCAAGUGCGCCCCGCCGAGGGGGACUCCGCGGCCCAGUGGGUGGAGGUUCAGAGAGGAUUAGUGAUCUACGUGUGCUUUUUCAAGGGAGCUGAUAAAGAACUUCUUCCAAAAAUGGUUAAUACACUGUUAAAUGUGAAAUUAAGCGAAACAGAAAAUGGCAAGCUCGUCUCUAUAUUGGAUCUACCUGGCAACGUUCUCAUCGUUCCUCAAGCCACCCUUGGGGGGAAAGUGAAAGGCAGAAGCAUGCAGUAUCACUCUAACUCUGGGAAAGAAGAAGGGUUAGAACUCUAUUCCCAAUUUGUGAGUCUCUGCGAAAAAGAAUUGGCUGCGAACAGCAAGUGUGCUGAAGCUGGGGUUGUGGUGGAACAUGGCACUUAUGGGAACAAGCAGGUGUUAAAGCUGGAUACCAAUGGACCAUACACACACCUGAUUGAGUUUUGAGAAGUUAAAAGUUUCUACAGUUGUUUUCUGGUAUGAAGUGAUCCAAACUAUAAUUAGAUUUCCCUUGCCCCUCUUCUUCUUGAAUAUGAUAAUCUGAAGCAUUUUUAGACAAGAAAAUCCUGGGUCCCAUCCAUAACUCUGCAACCUGCUGAUUGAAUGAACUUGCCAAUCACUUGUACUCUGGAUCUCAGUCACCUUUCAUUCUGCUUUCCCCUACACUUCGACUUGAAAUUUUGAGAAAUGCUUUCUAUUCACUUUAUGGUCAUUGUGGAAAUGUUCUUAGCUGUAUGUAUUUUGUAAAUGAAGAGUUUUGUGCAAUCAAGAAAAAUAUUUCUUAUACCCUCAAAUUUAUGUAGUAUGUAAUAAAAAUAACUAUUAAAAUUAGUUAAAAUCCAGCACAAACCAAUUAUAAUCUUGUCAGUUUUGUUUUACUAUUCAGUUUUCUAUAUUUUGAAUGAAAAAUAUGCAAUUUACUAUUCUUUUUAAUACCUAUGAAAAUGUAAUAUAGAAAUGUUACUGUGUAUUAUAAUAUUACUUUCCAAGGAUAUCAAAGUGUUUUUAAAUUAUUUUAAGAAUCUUUAUUUGAUAUAGGAACAAGGUAUGGGGAAUUAAAAGUUGUUUUUAUUUACUAUA